Molecule: messenger RNA, 2132 nt
Organism: Diachasma alloeum
Lineage: Eukaryota; Metazoa; Arthropoda; Insecta; Hymenoptera; Braconidae
Exons: 2
Coding region: 99-1307 (402 amino acids)
Biological process (GO): regulation of transcription by RNA polymerase II
Cellular component (GO): nucleus; transcription regulator complex
Molecular function (GO): DNA binding
Source: RefSeq, a predicted model, not a curated record
CCAGUCCCAUACGCGGUGUGACUGAGCGUCACGCGGAUGGCAUAACCAAGCCUGCGUCACUUACCUUAAAAAUAGUCGUUACAGUGACAUAACCGUUCAUGUCAGACUGGCAAUCGAGUCGAUCGACGCCGCGAAUAAAUAAUACAAUCGCGAUUAUGGAGGAGAACCGGGGGGCAGGUGUGAGGGAAUUCCCCGUGGAAAUCUCUCUGAACAGCCCCAACUGGACGCCAUUGCAAGUCGUCCCGAGGCGAACACCCAAAACUGGGGCCGAACGGAUGAGAGCGUGCCGCGCGCGGAAGAGACUAUUGGCUGCGGGAAUUAAUCCCGAGGUUUUGGAGGCUGAUGAUGCCUUGAGAGCCGCAUUGUACCUGCCGUCGAGUUCCCGACAGCCGUCAAAAAGUGGGGCUGAACGCAUGAGAGCGUUGAGAGAGCGUAAAAGAAAAUUAAAAAGUCGCGAGGAUGAUGAGGAAGCUGGAACAAUUCCAAAUACUCCGUCCACUGAAGACGAGACCAAUUUUCAGGCGGAUUUCGAACCUGUCCCGGAGAUCAAGAAAGAGCCAGAAACCGAAAUAGAACUAGAAUCUCCGGGGAGUCACGAUAGGAUCAGUACCGAAUGUGACUUAGGUGACAUGAACGAGCCAUAUCUCAAAACAAAAUGGAAAGGCCUGAGGGACAGGUUCAGGUAUGAGAUGAAGAAAGACAUUCUCUACCGGAAGACGGCAGACCCGAAGAACAAGCCGACUUGGAGGCACUACAAGGACCUUCAGUUUCUGAAGGAGCAGAUGCUCCCGAAGCCGCCGAUCUCGGACCGUUCGGGUCGAUGGGAAUUCGUGGAUCCUCUGACCCUGAGCGUUCGUUCAUCGACUGUUCAAACUUCUGGAAAGAAGACCAAGAGGACGAAGAUCAGGGGCGCUGCAUCAGCCUCUGGGACUGCCGACGGUGAUAGUGAGGACGUCAACUUCAUCGAUGUCAAGGAAGAACCGGAGUUCGUACCUGAUGAGGUUGAGGAGAAUGGAGAGGAGGAUGAGGACGAGGACUUUGAUAAAGGCUUUACGAGUUGCGAGGACUCUAACAGAACCUCUGAGAAACAGAAUGGGGAGGGAAUGGGUUCGACGAAUGACGUUAGUAAUGAAAAUACCAGUGGAGAGUCUUGGGUUGACCCCGUGGAAACGAGUGGCCAGCUUGAUGACAAUUACCAUUUUCUCAUGAGUCUAUUACCUCACAUUCAGAAGCUAUCGGGGGAGCGGCAAAUGUUGCUGAGGAUGCAGAUACAGGAGAUGGUUUAUAAAGAAGUGUAUAAGAAAUGAAUGAAGUCAUUGUUGAGGAGAAAUACUAGAGAAAUUGUGAACGAGAAUGUGAUUUUUUUGCAUGAAGAUGGGAAAUGUACAUAAUGUGAAGAAUGUGUUUGAAGAGUUGGGGAUUUUCUUUUUUUGGUUAUGGCAAGGCGGAUAUUCAAUUUUUAUUUUGUGUUAAAAAGUGACUUCACAUGAGAAUUUGAGAAUAAAAGGAAUUUGCGAAGACUCUAAUGAACUUUUUGAAAAUCCGAAUGGGGAGGAACUGAUUCGACGAAUGAUAUUAGUAAUGAGAAUACCAGUGGAGAGUCUUGGGUGGACCCCAUGGAAAUGAGUGGCUAGUUUGAUGACAAUUACCACUUUCUCAUGAGUGGCAAAUGUACAUAAUGUGAAGAAUGUGUUUGAAGAGUUGGGGAUUUUCUUUUUUUUGUUAUGGCAAGACGAAUAUUCAAUUUUUAUUUUGUGUUAAAAAGUGAUUUCACAUGAGAAUUUGAGAAUAUAAGGAGUUUGCGAAGACAUUUGUAAGGAAGCGUAUAAUAAAUGAAUGAAGUAAUAUUGAGGAGAACUACUAGAGAAAUUAUGAGCAGGAAAAUGAUUUUUUUUAAUGAAAAUGGGAAAUGUUCACGACGUGAUGAUUAUGUGUUUGAACUCCAAGAUAUUAUUGUUAAAUGAAUAUGUGGAGGGGGGGGGGGAAUGAAGAACUGACGCGGAAUUAAUGAAUCAUUUUGAUGAUUGCAUUAGCAUUUCUUUCUCAUGAUCGAGACAUUCAGCACGUUCUGCGGAACAUGAAAAUGCAAGUGUGAAUAUCAGAACUAUUCAAUAAAUAUAUUUUAUGAGCGA